UGCUUUUGCCAAACAAUAUUCUACGAGCGCUUCGAUCAUCUGUAACCUUAUACUUUUUCGUAAAUAUAAACAUAAUGGAAAGUGUGUUGCACGGGACGCUUUUUGUGACCGUAUAUGAUGUUGAUAAGCUGCACAAUAGAUGUAACUUAGAUUUUUGCAACAAGGAUACACCUCACAAAGGGAAGAGAUUUCUAGCCCAAGUGAAGGGUUGUGUGCUGUGUCGACCGGAGCUUGUUGGGACUAGACUGUAUGCAACAGUUGAUUUAGAUAAAGCCAGAGUUGCGAGAACCAGAAUGAUACGACAUCAAACCUCCAACCCCAAGUGGAAUGAGACCUUUCGCAUAUAUUGUGCCCACAAAGUGGCAAACAUCAUAUUUACAGUCAAAGAUGGAAAUCCUAUUGGAGCAACACUAAUUGGAAGAGCAUACGUUGCUGUAGAUCAAGUUUUGGAGGGGGGCCCGCUAAACAGACAAGUUGAGAUUUAUGAUGAAGACUUACGUCCGAUACGAGGUGGCUCUAAAAUACAUGUCAAAAUAUCAUUCGAUCAUGCGUUUAAUGAUCCAUACUGGUCUAGAGGAAUAAAGAGUGCAGAUUUUUUUGGAGUUCCUCAUGUAUUCUUCAACCAGAGAGAAAAUUGCAGAGUCACUUUGUACCAAGAUGCCCAUGUCCUUAGUGAUUUUGCCAAGGUAUCUAUCCCACUGUCCGGGGCAAUCAGAUAUUAUAAUCCAGGAAGAUGUUGGGAGGACAUUUUCAGUGCCAUUUAUAAUGCUAAGUACUUGAUUUAUAUAACUGGGUGGUCUGUUUACACUGAAAUAACAUUAACUAGGAACUUUGAUAAGCCAUCCAUGACUCUGGGGGAGCUGCUCUUGAAGAAAGCCGAUGAAGGAGUCAGAGUGCUUAUGCUUGUUUGGGAUGACAGAACUUCUGAUGAACUCAGAAAAGUGGGUUUGAUGGCAACCCAUGAUGAAGAAGAAACAGCACAGUACUUUAGGAAUACUAAAGUAAAAUGUGCCUUGUGCCCCAGAAAUCCUGAUGUUGGAAGGAGCAUAAUUCAAGGGCUUCAAACUUCAACUAUGUUCACUCACCACCAAAAGGCAGUCGUUGUUGACUGUGGCUUACCUGACAUUAAUGAAGAGCUCAAUGGAGGAACACACAAGAGGGCUGUUGUAAGUUUUAUAGGCGGAAUUGAUCUGUGUGACGGGCGAUAUGAUACGCAUGAGCAUCCUUUGUUUUCAACUCUAAACACAAUCCAUAAAGAUGAUUUCCAUCAGCCAAACUUUCCAGGAGCUUCAAUUAAGAAAGGUGGCCCAAGAGAGCCCUGGCAUGACAUUCAUUGCAAACUAGAAGGGCCUGUUGCGUGGGAUGUCUUGUACAAUUUUGAGCAGAGGUGGGAGAAGCAAGUUGGUAGGGACUUCCUUAUACCUCUUACUGUGCAUGAUGAGAUUUUUGUCUCUCCGUCUGAAAUAAAACCAUUAGAAGACCAUGAGACAUGGACUGUUCAGUUGUUCAGGUCCAUUGAUGGUGGUGCCGUUUCUGGGUUUCCUGAAAACCAAGAAGAGGCAACCAAGUUAGGCCUUGUCAGUGGGAAAAAUAACAUCAUUGAUAGAAGCAUUCAAGAUGCUUACAUAAAUGCUAUUAGGCGAGCCAAGAAUUUCAUAUACAUCGAAAACCAGUAUUUCCUGGGGAGCUCAUAUGGCUGGAAAUCAACUGAUUUAAAACUUGGAGAUAUUGGAGCUCUGCAUCUUAUACCAAAGGAGCUGUCACUAAAGAUUGUGAGCAAGAUUAAAGCAAGACAGAGGUUUGCUGUGUACAUUGUGAUCCCAAUGUGGCCAGAAGGUGAUCCUGAGAGUGCUUCAGUUCAAGCAAUAUUAGACUGGCAAAGGAGGACAAUGGAGAUGAUGUAUACCGAUAUAGCUGAAGCCAUUGAACAAGUAGAAUCUAAAGCCGACCCCACAGACUACCUCAACUUUUUCUGCCUUGGGAAUAGAGAGGUGGAGAAGCCUGGAGAAUAUGUUCCUCCAGAGAAACCAACGCCUGAUUCUAACUAUGAUAGAGCACAAAAAGCCAGGCGCUUCAUGAUCUAUGUUCAUUCAAAGAUGAUGAUAGUUGAUGAUGAGUAUAUAAUAGUUGGCUCAGCCAACAUAAACCAGAGAUCAAUGGAUGGGGGAAGAGAUACAGAAAUUGCAAUAGGGGCAUUCCAACCGCAUCAUCUAACAGAGGAAGAGAGUCUGCCAAAAGGUCAGAUACAUGGAUUCAGAAGGGCAUUAUGGCUUGAGCAUCUUGGAGAUAUAGAUGCUGAAAUGUUGGACUAUCCAGAAAAUGAAGACUGUGUGAAGCUUGUGAAUUUUAUUGCUAAAGAUAACUGGGAAUUAUACACAAAGGAAACAUUCAAUGAAGAUGAUUCAAGUCUAUUUAAGCAUCUCUUGCGUUACCCCGUUGAUAUAACAAAAGGUGGGGGAGUGGUUGCAUUAAAAGGGUUUGAAUUCUUUCCUGACACUAAGGCUCGUAUUCUAGGUACCAAAUCUGAGUACCUUCCUCCUUUGCUCACUACCUAGGUUGAACUGUGUGGCUCUGUUUUGU
This is a messenger RNA of Neltuma alba, 2580 nucleotides long. RefSeq names its product phospholipase D alpha 1-like. Lineage: Eukaryota; Viridiplantae; Streptophyta; Magnoliopsida; Fabales; Fabaceae. The coding region runs from base 75 to 2555 and encodes 826 amino acids. Gene Ontology annotation, biological process: phospholipid catabolic process; phosphatidylcholine metabolic process. The record is from RefSeq and is a predicted model, not a curated record. The transcript has 5 exons. Gene Ontology annotation, molecular function: D-type glycerophospholipase activity; calcium ion binding. Gene Ontology annotation, cellular component: plasma membrane.